Molecule: messenger RNA, 964 nt
Organism: Labeo rohita (rohu)
Lineage: Eukaryota; Metazoa; Chordata; Actinopteri; Cypriniformes; Cyprinidae
Gene: hhex
Product: hematopoietically expressed homeobox
Exons: 4
Coding region: 64-801 (245 amino acids)
Biological process (GO): regulation of transcription by RNA polymerase II; cell differentiation
Molecular function (GO): RNA polymerase II cis-regulatory region sequence-specific DNA binding; DNA-binding transcription factor activity, RNA polymerase II-specific
Source: RefSeq, a predicted model, not a curated record
ACUACUAGUGACCUCCCGCUUUCGCUCAUCGCAACCUGACAAACUGCAUGGAAGCAGAAGUCCAUGAGCGCUGACAUCAGACGGUCUCCUCCAGCCAUGCAGUUCCAGCACUCGCACGCGCCUCUCUACGCACCGACGCCCGCGCCGCCCGUCCACCCGACGCCCUUCUACAUCGAGGACAUUCUGGGCAGAAACACGUCCGUGUCCGGCCCGGUGGCGCCUACGCCGACCCUGCCGUCUCCGAACUCGUCUUUCACCAGCCUGAUCCCGUCUUACCGGACCCCGAUCUACGAGCCAACGCCGAUCCACCCGGUUCUGUCCCAGCACGCGCUCGCGGCCACCUACGCGUCCAUCUACCCGUUCCAGCGAGACUUUACGCACGCGUUGAUCCGUCACGACCCGCUGGGUAAACCUCUGCUGUGGACGCCGUUCAUCCAGCGGCCGCUGCACAAGAGGAAAGGCGGACAGGUUCGCUUCUCCAACGACCAGACCAUCGAGCUGGAGAAGAAGUUUGAGACGCAGAAAUAUCUGUCUCCUCCCGAGAGAAAGAGACUCGCCAAGAUGCUGCAGCUCAGCGAGAGACAGGUGAAAACGUGGUUCCAGAACCGUCGGGCGAAAUGGAGGCGACUGAAACAGGAGAAUCCUCCGAGCGGUAAGAGAGAUGUGGAGGACUCGGGCGAGCAGAGAAACUCGGACAGAUCGAGUCCGGACGUGAUGCGCGAGUCUGACGAGUCCGAUGAUUCUGAGCAGGAGCUGGACAUCGAGGAGGAUCCACAGUUCUCCAUAAACCCUCAGCUAUGAGUCCAUCUGCAGCACUGUACAUACUGUAUCAUACUGUACAUUUAGUAGCACAAUUAACUUAAUGGAUGUGUAGAUUUCAAUCCAAACCUGUAUCUGGUGUCUGGUAAGUGUCUGAAACGUGUAAAUAGUCUGUGUUAGUCAAUAAACAAUAUUUUGGGGAUAA